UGAAUACUCAGGUGUUGUUGAGACAGUAGUGCAGUACAACGUUAGUAAGCACUGCAAAACAUCCAGCGUUGCUGUACAGUACAGUGUCAUUAGACGGAUCUAAACCAUUUACAGAAAAUAAUAUUCUUAUGAGCACAUCGAUUUGUGUGCUGACUGGCCAUUUGAAAUGGAUGCAUCUCAUUUUUAUUCUUCAUAAGGAUGAUGUCUUCUCUUCCUUGCCCACAAUCAGAUGCAUAUAGGUACAUUGACCACUUCAGCUUCCAAUCCUACAACUUUCCGGAAGAGAACGACGAGACAAUGGAUAAAACAAAUACUGAUGAUCCCAUCUGCGACUUGGACUCUGCAGAUUCCCAACUCCUUCACACUAACUCUAGCUUGUCUGACAGCGAGUCCUCUUUAAUGUCCCAGCCUGACCUCCGGAAUACCUACAGAGGCAGAAACAUCAACUACAGACCCGCCCGGUCUGGCUACAGCCCUUAUCAGCCCCCUCUGGGUCUCCCCUCUGGCUACAGUCCCCAGACACCCUUUCCCAGUCAAACAGAGAUGUGUAUGAGCACCCUGGAGCCGCACAACGGGGACCUGCUCCGCUUAAGUUCACCGAGCAGCAGUUCGCUGGAAAGCCCCAGUGGCAGCCUUCCCUCCUGCUUGGUGUCUGGGAAUUAUUCCAGCUACCCUGGUGACUCAUGUUACUCUUGCUCUCCAGACGGGCACAGUCAGGGAGAAUCGGGUCUGGAACAGCCUCGUUCCCUGCGCUCUAUCCCGACUGCUUUCGCACCUCAAGGCUAUUACUUGCCACCGCACCCAUGCCCCUCCCGUGGGCCGCCUUGCUGUAGCCGGUACCCUCCGGAUGCACAUCACAUGGAUCAAUGUUCUCCUCACAGACCGCAUUAUUACGUACCAUGCUGGCCUUCGCCAGGCCCUGAAAACAGCAGGCAGUCUUGUUCAGAGUUCACUCAGAGUGGCCACACCUCUUCGCACCCUCGAGCUAAACAAACGCCAAGCACGGCCCUUCUGUCACUGGAGCAAAGGAAGGUGUUUGUUACAUACGAGGCAGACAGUGAAAAGCACGUCAAAGAGAUCAUUAACUUUGUCGCGCUGCUGAGACACAACGGCUUCUAUACUCACAUUGAUAUGUUUGAGCAACAGUUUAAAAGCAUAAGCAAGAUUGACUUUAUGGAGCGAUACAUAAAUGAGAAAGACUAUUUGAUCAUCAUAGCCAUUAGUCCCAAGUACCAUGAGAUUGUGACCAAUGCAUCAUUUUGCAUGGAAAAUGAUGAGACACUCAACACUGUCUACAUACAUAAACAGUUACAAAAUGAAUUCAUUCAGAAUGGGGCAAGGAAUUACCGAUUUAUACCCAUCGUGUUUCCUGGUGCCAAGAAGUGCCACGUCCCUUCAUGGCUUCUUAGUACACAAAUCUUCACCUGGCCGAGGGACCGAGACGACAUCCUUCGUAGGCUUAUGCGUGUUGAGAAAUAUAACCCUCCACCCAUAGGAGAGCUGCCCACCAUUGUCUCCAUCCCCAUUAGUUAAUCUGUGAGAUGUUUUGGUAUGUAGAUCCAUGAUCUGUGUAAUUAGUAAACCGCCCGUGAUCUGUUUUAAUCCAAAGCAUGCACUUCAAAGAUGAUUUGCCCCUUAAUGUGACCCCUUAAAGCUGUUGUAUUUGGUAUGGUCUUUGUAUAAUACUUAACGCAUGUGUCAUUAAACUGUCACAUUUGAUGUAUGAAUCAGGAGUCUCGUCAUGUAGAAGCAACAUAAAUAUGUUGUGAUUCACCGGUCAAUUGGUCGAUUAAACAUUAAGAAUUUUUGAAAUAAGCUAAGUGGGGUUUUAUUUGUUUUGUUAUGUUUCAUUAUAUGUAGAAGCUUACAUUGUAGCUGUGCAAUAAACUAAAAAUCUUUAAAGGAAAAUACCACCCUUUUUUAGUAUUUUACUAAGUUCGUACCCAGAGCCGAUCCACCCUAUACGCAGGCUGCGUAGGGCCCCACACCACUAGGGGACCCCUUGUUCUUAACUUCAUGCAGCACUGCACAGACCAGCUGGCGAGUGACAUUGUGCCACGGGAGCCAUUCGAAAUUAUACGAUACUUUAAUUCCAGUUGUCAGUCCAUCUAUGCAGCUCCUCAUGCGGUUGAUGCGCCUAUCAACAUGCGUCUUCAUUCGCAUAUUUAAGCUAUCCGCCCGGAGCAGGAAGACAAGUGCCAUGAAGGUGAAGUACACACAAUUCCUAUUUAGUCUUGACUAACCAUGCAAUGGAUUUAUAACAAACACUGCAGUCCAAAUCCCUAGAUUCCGUUUUAGUCCAGUGUGUUUUGUUAGAAAUGCUUGUACCCAUUAAUAAUCAAAAUCUUUCAUACGUUUUAAAUAAAUAAACACAUUUAUUCAUGCAA
Molecule: messenger RNA, 2387 nt
Organism: Paramisgurnus dabryanus
Lineage: Eukaryota; Metazoa; Chordata; Actinopteri; Cypriniformes; Cobitidae
Gene: traf3ip2l
Product: TRAF3 interacting protein 2-like
Biological process (GO): humoral immune response; positive regulation of canonical NF-kappaB signal transduction
Source: RefSeq, a predicted model, not a curated record